This is a messenger RNA of Kwoniella shivajii, 1893 nucleotides long. RefSeq lists its product as uncharacterized. Lineage: Eukaryota; Fungi; Basidiomycota; Tremellomycetes; Tremellales; Cryptococcaceae. The coding region runs from base 1 to 1893 and encodes 630 amino acids. Gene Ontology annotation, cellular component: plasma membrane. Gene Ontology annotation, biological process: transmembrane transport. The transcript has 10 exons. The record is from RefSeq and is a predicted model, not a curated record. Gene Ontology annotation, molecular function: transmembrane transporter activity.
AUGGCAAGUAAUACAGAGUCUUCCGUGACUCAACGUCCUCCCUUCUUUAAUAGACAGACCGAAGAGUCUGUUACUAAAAAACAUGAUCCUGAACAAACAGGAGAAGGCUUACACGCACCCGAGCUCCUCAGAGAUGAAGAGACUCACAACAAAUUGCUUGUUGAACAAGAUGUGGGUGUUACCAAGAUUGAAGCUUUAUAUGUCGUUUUCACUGGAUGGAAAAUCUGGCUCUUGUGGGGCAGUAUCGCAUUAAUCGCCAAUGUUUACGCUCUUCAAGGAUCAACAACUUCUACUUAUUUAUCGUUUGCUACUUCCGCGUUCAAAUCUCAUGCCUUACUUGGUACAAUUGGGGUCGUCACCUCCAUCAUGACAGCUGUUAUGAGACCUUUCGAAGCCAAAAUCGCUGACCUUGUCAGUAGACCAGCAGCUUUGACCAUGUCAGUUCUGUUCUACUGUCUGGGUUAUAUCACCGUAGCUGCUUCCAAGAAUGUUACCGAUGUUGCUGCUGGUGAGGUGUUGUAUACUAUUGGUACGACCGGUAUCACUGCUAUCAUGUCGAUUUUACUCGCGGAUAUCACAUCGUUACAAUGGAGAGGAUUAGCUUCUGGACUUUACUCUGCUCCUUAUAUAUACACAGCUUUCAUCGCUGGAUAUAUCACCAGUGGAAUCAAUGCUUACAGCGAUAAUGGUUGGCGAUGGGGUUUUGGAAUGUUCGUCAUCAUGAUUCCUGUAUUGAUGGCACCUGCUAUUGGAGUCUUAUUUUGGGCAGAUUCAAAAGCCAAACGACUUGGAGCACUCUCGCUCGCUGCGUCAUCUUAUACAAGACGAUAUACACUAGGACAAGAAGAUGGACCUAAGAAAUCAUUUACACAAUCAUUCGUUCACUGGUGUGUCAUUAUUGAUGUAGUCGGUUUACUCUUGAUGGCUUUCGCCUGGGCAAUGUUACUUUUACCAUUCACAUUGUACGCCAGCGCCAAAAAUCACUGGAAGAACCCAUCUCUGAUCGCAAUGUUUGUCAUUGGAGGUAUUCUCAUGAUCGCUUUCACCGUUUGGGAGCUCAAAUUCGCGAAACAUCCUAUAAUGCCAAAACGAAUCCUCAAUCGAUCACUGAUCUGUUCGUGUGUCAUCGACUUCUCGUACUACCUGUCAGGCUAUAUUCACAGUACAUAUUACCUUUCAUGGGUUUAUGUAGUUGUCGACUGGUCAGCAAGGGACUACGCUUUCUUUUCCAACAUCACAACAGUCGGAUUAUGUCUGUUUGGUGUUGCAGCAGGAUUGAUUCAAAGAUAUACACAUCGAUACAAGUAUCUUCAAGUUACAGGAUUAUGUUUAAGAAUUAUCGGACAAGCUAUAGUUUAUGUUCAAACAAGACACACGUAUCGAUCUGCAGGAUUAAUGGUCAUGGGACCAGUAAUCAUUUCUAUGGGAGGAGCAUGUUCGGUUGUCGGAUCACAAGUUGCAGCUCAAGCCUCAGUCCCUCAUCAAGAUAUGGCCUUAGCAAUGGCUUUAUUAGCUCUAUGGACAAGGAUAGGUGGUGCCAUUGGUGGUGCAAUCUCAGCUGCUAUCUGGACAAAUCAAUUACCAAAACACCUACAGGCUAAUUUGGGUCAAUAUUUGAACCAAACUCAAUUAACCAAUAUUUACGGUUCGAUCCAAGUUGCUAGAGCUCAAAAACUUCACAGGGAACUGAUUAUCAAAUCAUACCUCGAUACUGCUUGGUAUCUGGAAGUGCCCACUUUGAUAUUAUGUGUAGUACCUCUUAUCGCAGGAUUGCUAACUACCAACUUCUUUUUGGGUGAAAACCACAACGCCAUAGAGGAUAAGAAGGUCGUCAUUCAUAGAGAUCAAGACUCGAUCGAUGAGAAAUUAUCAAAGACCAGAGCCGAGAAUUAA